AUGGGCACUACCUGUUCCGAAGAAUUGGACGCCUGUACUGUCGGUUCCGAAGUCUACGACGUCACUUCCAUGACUCCCGAAGAGGGCACCUUCGGUGUAGAUCUGGCCAGGGCACGCAUUCCCUCAGGCUUUAAGGCCUGUGCGACCACUGUAAAUUCUGCCAAUCGCUGCAUCCCACAGUUG
This is a messenger RNA of Dibothriocephalus latus, 183 nucleotides long. The record is from the annotation of a GenBank genome assembly. Lineage: Eukaryota; Metazoa; Platyhelminthes; Cestoda; Diphyllobothriidea; Diphyllobothriidae.